AUGGCCGGGGCGGGGCUGCUGCCCUCCCUGCCCACGCUGACCGUGCUCGUCCCGCUCCUGUCCCUGGCAGGCCUCUUCUACUCGGCCAGCGUAGACGAAAACUUCCCCCAGGGCUGCACCAGCACAGCCAGCCUGUGUUUCUACAGCCUCCUCCUUCCUGUUACAGUACCAGUUUAUGUGUUCUUUCACCUCUGGACCUGGAUGGGGAUUAAGCUUUUUAGGCAUAACUAGUGCAAUGCCUUUGCUAACCCCUGGGCUUCUCUAAAUCAACAUAAUUUGUUUGAUCUCGUCAAGUGUUGCAGUUCGUUUGAGAGAGUUUCCUUCUGGCACUAGUGACUGGCAUCGUUUUCCUGGUAGGAUCUAGAACUGUACGAAGCAGCAGCCCACUGUUAACUACUGCUAAUGCAGAUGAAGAGUAGGAGCACUAAUUAGAAGCACUAAUUCCCUCUGUUUUAUCCUUUCAAGAGUGCUGUGCAUUUGUUGUGACACUAAUUAGAACCUUGGUUUUCAUGAGGAAGAACUGUACCCUGACCAAAUAAACAAAAUUAAAAUUAAAA
Messenger RNA from Passer domesticus (house sparrow), 557 nucleotides. RefSeq names its product phosphatidylinositol glycan anchor biosynthesis class Y (gene PIGY). Gene Ontology annotation, cellular component: glycosylphosphatidylinositol-N-acetylglucosaminyltransferase (GPI-GnT) complex. Gene Ontology annotation, biological process: GPI anchor biosynthetic process. The transcript has a single exon. The record is from RefSeq and is a predicted model, not a curated record. The coding region runs from base 1 to 231 and encodes 76 amino acids. Lineage: Eukaryota; Metazoa; Chordata; Aves; Passeriformes; Passeridae.